Molecule: messenger RNA, 2277 nt
Organism: Neohortaea acidophila
Lineage: Eukaryota; Fungi; Ascomycota; Dothideomycetes; Mycosphaerellales; Teratosphaeriaceae
Product: GNS1/SUR4 family-domain-containing protein
Exons: 2
Coding region: 373-2277 (634 amino acids)
Biological process (GO): fatty acid elongation, saturated fatty acid; very long-chain fatty acid biosynthetic process; fatty acid elongation, polyunsaturated fatty acid
Cellular component (GO): endoplasmic reticulum membrane
Molecular function (GO): fatty acid elongase activity
Source: RefSeq, a predicted model, not a curated record
AGAAGCAGGUCUGUUGAAGACGUCAAUUUAUGUCGACCUCCGUCGCAUUCCGUCGAAGCCUUGUGGCAACGCGUGAUGCAAUAUGACGACAUUGUUUGUUUCGACGCCACAGAGCCGCAUGGAAAUCAGGGAAGCACCAGCCACACUUCUGAAAGAUUGACAACACUCACUCUCCGGCCACUGACUUGUUCAACAUUCAGCCGCGUUGCGUCCUCUCCCACGCGACAUUCAUUGCCAACCUCCUUUUCCUGUGCAGUGAAUGAUGUGGUAGUCGCCCCGCAUUCACUCCUCCUUCACCCACUCCUUGCGUUCCUCUACAUCUUCCGUUGAACCUCAACAACCGCCAACAACCCUCCAACAUCACCUCCAACCAUGGCGCAUCCCGAAGUCCACUGGCGAUGGACGCCUUCCCACCUCACCCUCUUGCCUGAAGCUAUCCCCCCCGUCCUCCCUUCUCCAGUCGGCGAAGGCAAUCUCCGAGCACCCUUCGGCAUCGACCACGAUGUGUACAACUUCGUCCUCCGCCCCGAGAUCCCCAUCGCCGUCGCCAGCAUAUACAUGUUGCUCGUCCUCAACUUCAACUCCUACAACCGUCGACGCAACAGCCAGCCAUGGAAGAUCAGUCGCACACCAGAAUUUCGAUACUUUGUCAUAGCACACAACAUCUUCCUCGCGCUCUACAGCUUCGCGACCUUCAUCGCCAUGGGCCGCGCCGCUUCUCGCGUGCUUCCGUCUUGGGAUGAAGAGCAUUGGAAUGUCAAGGCCACCGAUGCCUUCUGCAAGCUGCAUGGCCCGAGAGGCUUGGGAGAUGCGGCGACAUUCAACACCACAAUCAACAUCUGGGAGGUCAAGAAUACCGCCAUCCAUCUAACCAGCAGAGGCGUUCCCGAUCCCACAGACGUGGGCAGAUUGUGGAACGAAGGCUUGGCUUUCUGGGGCUGGUUCUUCUACGUGAGCAAGUUUUACGAAGUCAUCGACACCUUUAUCGUGUUGGCCAAGGGGAAAAGGAGUGCAACGCUCCAGACAUACCAUCACGCCGGCGCCAUGCUGUGCAUGUGGGCUGGUAUUCGCUACAUGAGCCCUCCGAUCUGGAUGUUUGUUUUUGUCAACUCGGGCAUCCACGCGCUGAUGUACACGUACUACAGUCUCUCUGCGCUAGGCUACAGAGUUCCGCAGAACCUCAAGCGCACUCUGACGAUGCUUCAAAUUGGACAAUUUGUCUGGGGCGCAUCAUACGCUGCCGCCCAUCUCUUCAUCCAAUACGACAUCCCGAUUGAUAUCCCCUACAACGUCAUGCGAACGUUCCAGCGCGCAGCGAGUUCCGUCCAAUCCGCCGCGCACUCCGCCCCCUCGGCAGUCUCGGCAGCCAUCGCAUCCCCUCCCGCCGCUACAGCCAUCGGUGCCUUCAUCAAAAAGCUACUGCUCCGCGCCGCAGGUGACGGAGGCGUUGCCGAACGAGUCUCUUAUCCGCACGGGGAUGGCCUGUUCCCACCUACGACCACUCCGAUCGCCGGAAAUGCAGCGGGCAAUGCAGCGCAAAAGGCGCACCAAGUUUGGGAGCAGACGGUCGAGACGCGCUAUCGCACCGACUGGACGAGGAUCAACUGCAUCGACACCACGGGCGAGGCGUUUGCCAUCUACUUGAACCUCAUCUACUUGUCGCCCCUCACAUGGCUGUUCCUGCGCUUCUUCUCACGCGCCUAUCUCCAGCGCAGUAGGGCGCGCUCGGGCUCGCAGACGUUGCACGAGGUCGCAGAGGCCGCGAGGGACGCGAGAAGGCAGGCUAAGCAGGCUGUUGAGCGAGCUGGCAAGGAUGCGGAGGACGAGGUCGCGAAGAGAGGAAGUCAGGCGGAGGCAGAAGUUAAGAAGGAUGUGCAGCGCGUCAAGCAAUCCUUACGCGAAGGCAAAGUCCAGGAAAACGUGAAACAGACGGCCUCGAACGCCGCUAGAAAGGCGGAGACGUACGCGGACAAGGCAAAAAGCACCGCCAAAGACGCAGGGAAGCGAGUCGAGGAGUCGAGCAAGAACAUCUCCGGCUCGGUGAAGUCUACCUCGACGUCGCAGACUUCGUCGUCGACUACAUCGUCCACAUUUGGGCGAUCCGAGUCCUCCGCGACGUUUGAGCGUGGCGGCGGGGGCUUGUUCCGGCGUAGCUGGGCCGAGGACACGGAGGAGUCGGAGGGGAAGCAGGAUGCGAAUCUCGAGGCGUCGCAGCCGUUGAGGCCGGAUCCGGAGGUGGAUGCGGAUGCUAUGGGGAAUAGCGGGGUGAGGCUUUGA